AUGAUUCGAUCUCCACGAGAUAUGGAGCUGCUGGGCGAACGAUUGGCUCACGGGCGACAGCCCGGCGACGUCCUUUUUCUGCAAGGAGAUUUGGGCUGUGGGAAGACGUGUCUUGCUAGAGGGUUCGUGCGGGCACACACGCGUCAAAAAGAGAUGGUCGUGCCGUCUCCAACGUAUUUGCUGGUCAAUACGUACGAUGAAGCAGCUGACGUGGCGAUCGUGUAUCACGUGGAUUUGUACCGGUUACAAACCGUGACGGAACAAGAUGCAGCUGCUUUUGGUUUGGCUGCGGCAUUUGAACAAGGGAUUACGCUAGUGGAGUGGCCAGAGCGCUUGGAUGAAGCUUGUUUGCCGAGAGAAAGGUUGGAGGUCAGGAUCUCGUAUGUGGAAGGUGAUCCUGAGACUCGACAUGUCGAGCUUCGGCCAAUUGGAAAGCGGUGGGCGAAUCGAUUGGCAAUGAACAUGAAGUGA
This is a messenger RNA of Peronospora matthiolae, 471 nucleotides long. Lineage: Eukaryota; Oomycota; Peronosporomycetes; Peronosporales; Peronosporaceae. The record is from the annotation of a GenBank genome assembly.